GAGGCGCAGCUGAGGUGCUGCCCGGGCCUGUAGGGUCAUCCCGGCGAUGGCGAUCCCCCCGCUGGCUGUUCCGUGUGCGGUGCCCCCUCAGGCCCUCAGCCGAGCCAGCCCAGCUCCCGCUGCUCCUCCUCAUUCCCUGACCCACAGACAUUUCAUCCGGAAAUCCCUGCAGGAUCACUGCCCCAGGUGGUGGGGAAGGCGGGCUUUUAAAGAGAUUCAAGCUUAAACUGCACCAGCCUGUUCUAAUAAUCACAGGAUGUUCUGAGCUGGAAGGGACCCACAAGGAUCAUCAAGUCCAGCUCUGGAGUGAAUGGCCCAUUCCAGGACUGGCCCCACAACCUGGGUGUUUUUAGCACCAGGCUCUGACCUGCUGAGCUCAUCUCAGGGUUCUGUGGCUGGUGGCAGGAGGUGGCAGCAUGAGCGAGUUCCGCAUCCACCACGACGUGAACGAGCUGCUGAGCCUGCUGCGCGUGCACGGCGGCGAGGGCGCCGAGGUCUACAUCGAGCUGCUGCAGAAGAACCGCACGCCCUACGUCACCACCAACGUCUCUGCCCACAGUGCCAAGGUGAAAAUAGCAGAGUUUUCUCGAACUCCUGAAGAUUUUUUAAAGAAGUAUGAUGAGCUGAAGUCUAAAAACACAAGACAUCUGGAUUCUUUAGUUUAUCUGCUGUCCAAACUCACCGAAGACAAAGAGACACUCCACUACCUGCAGCAAAAUGCAAAAGAAAGGGCAGAACUGGCAGCAAAUGCAGGCACCAGCAGCAGCAGCACAAAUUUCUCCAUCCCCUGCUCCACCUCCAAGAUGUCUCUGCAGGAGCUGGAGGAGCUGCGCAAGCAGCUGGGCAGUGUCACAGCCAGCUCCAGUGCACAGCAGCCUCUCGAGCUUACCCGAAAAAUCCUCCGGGAUAAGCAGAACAAGAAGAAUUCUGGGCAGCCCAUUCCAGUAUUUCCAUCCUGGGUCUAUGAGAGACCUGCACUCAUUGGGGAUUUCUUAAUUGGCACCAGCCUAAGCACUGACACAACAGUACCAAUAGGCACUUUGCCACUGGCCUCCCAGGAAUCCAUGAUUGUGGAGGACUUGCUGUACGUGCUGAUUGGAGUGGAUGGCAGGUACAUCACAGCACAGGCCCUGGUGGGCAGGCAGAACAGAGCCUUCUCACUUGAUCCAAACCUGGACUUGUCCAUCAAGGAGUUGGUGACCAGGAUUCUUCCUGUGGCUGCCAGUUACUCUGCUGUCACCAGGUUUAUAGAGGAGAAGUCCUCCUUCGAGUAUGGACAGGUAAAUCAUGCUCUGGCUGCAGCCAUGAGGACUCUAAUCAAGGAAUACAUGAUAUUAAUUACCCAGCUGGAGCACCUUCAGAGGCAGGGCCUGCUGUCACUGCAGAAGCUGUGGUUUUACAUCCAGCCCACAAUGAGGACCCUGGAGAUUCUGGCUUCACUGGCUACUUCUGUGGAUAAGGGUGAGUGUAUGGGAGGAUCAACCCUGAGCUUGCUCCAUGACAAGACUUUCAAUUACACAGGGGACAGCCAGGCCCAGGAGCUGUGCCUGUAUUUAACCAAGGCAGCCAGCGUGCCUUACUUUGAAAUCCUGGAAAAGUGGAUAUAUAGAGGCAUCAUUAAUGAUCCAUACAGUGAGUUCAUGGUGGAGGAGCACGAGCUGCAGAAGGAGAAGAUUCAGGAGGACUAUAAUGACAAGUACUGGGAUCAGAGAUACACUGUUGUCCAGCAGCAGAUCCCCUCCUUCCUGCAGAAAAUGGCUGACAAAAUCCUAAGCACAGGCAAAUAUUUAAAUGUUGUGAGGGAAUGUGGGCGAGAUGUCACCUGCCCUGUGGCCAAAGAGGUCAUCUACACUUUAAAGGAGAGAGCCUAUGUGGAGCAAAUAGAAAAAGCAUAUAACUAUGCCAGCAAAGUUCUUCUGGACUUCCUGAUGGAGGAGAAAGAGCUGGUGGCUCACCUAAGAUCUAUAAAACACUAUUUCCUGAUGGAUCAAGGGGACUUUUUUGUUCACUUCAUGGAUCUGACAGAGGAGGAACUGAAGAAGCCUGUGGAUGACAUCAUAACAACAAGGCUGGAGGCUCUGCUGGAAUUAGCCCUGAGAAUGAGCACAGCCAACACUGAUCCCUUCAAGGAUGAUUUAAAGAUUGACUUGAUGCCCCAUGACCUCAUCACACAGCUGCUGAGGGUGUUGGCCAUAGAAACAAAGCAGGAGAAAGCCAUCAUCAGUGCAGAGCCCACAGAGCUCACCCUCAGCGGCCUGGAGGCCUUUUCCUUCGACUACAUUGUGAAGUGGCCUCUGUCCCUCAUCAUAAACAGGAAAGCACUGACAAGGUACCAGAUGCUUUUCAGACACAUGUUCUACUGCAAGCACGUGGAAAGGCAGCUGUGCAAUGUUUGGAUCAGCAAUAAGACAGCCAAACAGUUCUCCCUGCAUUCAGCUAAGUGGUUUGCUGGUGCUUUCACACUGCGGCAGCGGAUGCUGAAUUUUGUGCAGAAUAUCCAGUAUUACAUGAUGUUUGAAGUGAUGGAGCCAACAUGGCACAUCCUGGAGAAGAACCUGAAGCUGGCAUCCAACAUUGACGAUGUCCUGAGCCACCACACCAGCUUCCUGGACAACUGCCUGAAGGACUGCAUGCUCACCAACCCAGAGCUGCUCAAGAUCUUCUCCAAGCUGAUGUCUGUGUGUGUCAUGUUCACCAACUGCAUGCAGAGGUUCACCCAGAGCAUGAAGCUGGACAAUGAGAUGGAGAGGCUCACCCUGGAGCACGGCACCAUGCUGGGCCCUCCCACCGAGGAGGAGCGUGCUGAGGAGGCUGCCAAGAAGAAGCUGACCAACAAGCUUUUAGCAGAGCAUGCUGACAGCCUGCACCUCACAUCUGGCUUUGAAGCCACCAUCAACAAGUUUGACAGCAAUUUCUCCACACAUCUGCUGGACCUGCUGGACAAGCUGAGCGUGUACAGCACCAAUGACUGUGAGCACAGUAUGCUCAACAUCAUCUACAGGUUGGACUUCAAUGGCUUCUACACGGAGCGCCUGGAGCACAUGUCGGCCGAGCGCAGCCGCAAGGCGCCGCCGCUGCUGCCCCGCCUGGCCGUGCCUGCCCAGUGAGCCCAGCCCGCCCUGCCACAACCCCUGCCAGCCCUCACUCUCCUGACCUGUUUGUAAUGUUUCAGGCUUUUUUUGCUCUUUUUUUUUUUUUACUAUGUUGUACAAUGAUGUGUUUGUGUGUUGUAAAAUAAAUUAAAUAACAAUAACAACAAAAAAA
Zonotrichia leucophrys gambelii is the source of this 3264-nucleotide messenger RNA. RefSeq names its product tubulin gamma complex component 2 (gene TUBGCP2). NCBI's taxonomy places the organism in Eukaryota, Metazoa, Chordata, Aves, Passeriformes, Passerellidae. The transcript has 19 exons. The record is from RefSeq and is a predicted model, not a curated record. Gene Ontology annotation, biological process: meiotic cell cycle; mitotic cell cycle; cytoplasmic microtubule organization. Gene Ontology annotation, cellular component: equatorial microtubule organizing center; spindle pole; gamma-tubulin complex. Gene Ontology annotation, molecular function: microtubule minus-end binding; gamma-tubulin binding. The coding region runs from base 417 to 3107 and encodes 896 amino acids.